AUGAGCUAUUACAAUAGAGCUAAAUUUCUAACUACAAAUGACAACAAAUUAAACACUAGUAAUUCCAGUUUAAACAUAAAACCUAACAAAAAUUUGCUUGAAAAUGACAAACCUUUUAAUGUUACUAACAGCGGUAUCAAAAAAAAUGAAGAUUAUACAAAAAAACAAUUACUCGGUUGCAAUAAUCAAGAAACUGUUAUCAAAAAAGCUAGCCCGCAGAAAAAUGUUGCAAUGAAUCAAGCAGGGUUAUUAGUAGAUAAUUCUAAACCUAGAAUUGAAUCCAGUAUGGUUGCACAUGCAAAUUGUUCCAGUAAUAACAAUAAAAAUAGUAUCAGUAGCUAUAGAGCAAAUGCACAAAGGGCAGGAGCUGCAGAACCUCCCUCUAUGGAACGGUGGUAUUAUUCCCAAAACAAUAUGCUGGGCGACUAUAAUAAUAUAUUCAAUGAUGUUAACGAUUAUCUGGAUUUUGCGUAUCAGUCCUUCCCCAGUUAUUUCAAUCCUAGAGCUGCAAGUAAUAUGCCCAGCAAAGAAAAAGUGGUUCAUUGGAUGGAAAGUGUUCCCAUCUACCAAGUAGCUGAAAAUAUAUGGGAAAAUGAUUGUUAUUCGGUAGAGACCAAUUUGGAUUGGGAAGAAGUAAAGUUUGACGAAGAAAUUGAAGAUUUAUUUAAAACGCAUUACUGUUCUUUAGUUAGUCAAGAAGAUAUUAUCCAAUUCCAAUGCAAAAGAGUUGAUACGUUGGUUAAAAAACUAUAUGCACUGACCGACAAAACUAUGCAAAAAUAUGAAGAAGAUAAUGAUGCAGUUUAUUACGAUAAUAACGAUAAUGAUUUUCUUGAUGAAUAA
Messenger RNA from Saccharomycodes ludwigii, 843 nucleotides. It is a transcript of the gene PFS1, whose product is annotated as Pfs1p. The transcript has a single exon. The record is from RefSeq and is a predicted model, not a curated record. NCBI's taxonomy places the organism in Eukaryota, Fungi, Ascomycota, Saccharomycetes, Saccharomycodales, Saccharomycodaceae. Bases 1 to 843 code for a protein of 280 amino acids.